AUGCCGGAUCAGACAGCAGUGAAGCUGCUCUAUGACCAUGCUGAUGGAGAUGCUGUCGUUCCCAGCGUUGGUGAGUCAGGAAGGUGUCCUUUAACCGAAAUGCCUCCCUUUUUCUCUCAUGUUAUUGCUGGAUCGAAAUCGAAAUCGCCAAUACAACGCAUGUGGUGAGA
Strongylus vulgaris is the source of this 170-nucleotide messenger RNA. NCBI's taxonomy places the organism in Eukaryota, Metazoa, Nematoda, Chromadorea, Rhabditida, Strongylidae. The record is from the annotation of a GenBank genome assembly.